Oldenlandia corymbosa var. corymbosa is the source of this 885-nucleotide messenger RNA. NCBI's taxonomy places the organism in Eukaryota, Viridiplantae, Streptophyta, Magnoliopsida, Gentianales, Rubiaceae. The record is from the annotation of a GenBank genome assembly.
AUGAGUGAGGCAUUGAAGAAAAACUACAGAGUGUAUGAUGAAUUAGGAAGAGGAAGAUUUGGGGUGGUUUACAAGGCUUAUUCCAAGAUUUCUGGAGAGCCCGUUGCGGUGAAAUCUAUAAAUAAGACACAGAUUGGUGAUUGUUCUUUGGAUAGAAAAUGCUUGUACAAUGAAGCUAAGGUUAUGAACAAGUUGUCAGGUGUUCCGCAUAUUCUGAGGUUUUUCGAAGUGUAUGAGGAUGAGAAUUUCGUCCACAUUGUUCUUGAGCGCUGUAAUGGCUCUGAUCUCUUUGGAAGGAUCCUUUCAAGAAAUGUCUUUUCAGAAGAAGAAGCUUUUGCUGUUAUGAGACCAUUGAUGGAAGCGAUCGCGCAUUGUCACAGACUAGGAAUCGCGCAUCGUGACAUCAAACCCGAAAAUGUUGUCUUCAAUGAUCAGAAUGAGCUGAAGCUGGCUGAUUUUGGCUCAGCAGAGUUCUUUCAAGGUGACCAACUGAUGUCAGGAGUGGUGGGAACUCCUUAUUAUAUUGCUCCAGAAGUUGUUUCCCAUAGAGAUUAUAAUGAGAAAAUUGACAUAUGGAGUGCUGGUGUGAUUUUGUACAUGAUGCUGGCUGGAUUCCCACCAUUUCAUGGCCAAUCUGCCAAGGACAUUUUCGAGGCCGUUCUCAGGGCUAACUUGAGGUUCCCUACACAGGUUUUUCGUUCAGUAUCUCCUACAGCCAAAGAUCUGCUAAGGAAAAUGCUAACCAAAGAUGUUCACAGAAGAUUUUCGGCUGAGCAAGUCCUCCGCCAUCCAUGGAUGACCAGUAGAGGAGGUGGUGGUGGCGGGAACUGGCCUGAGGCUGUAGCUGUUUGCGAGGCGAGUAGAUCAGCAGCUGUUCUAAGUUGA